Messenger RNA from Triticum turgidum subsp. durum (durum wheat), 4032 nucleotides. The record is from the annotation of a GenBank genome assembly. Lineage: Eukaryota; Viridiplantae; Streptophyta; Magnoliopsida; Poales; Poaceae.
AUGAUGGGAACAGAGUGCAUAACCGCCUCGCUCGGCGACGAUCCUGAACCCUCAGUCCCACCUGGGUUUGGACCGCCACCUGGAUUUGGGCCGUUUGCUGCGUAUGCAUUGCAAGGAACCCAGAAGGACGCCAAACCUGCUGAUGCUCAUCCUAGUCCUGCUCAAGUGUUUCAGAAUGAGAAGAAACAUGCUGAAUCCCUGGAAGGCCAGCCCCAUUCAGCUCAGAGCCGGAACGACACACACUGCAGUACUUCCGGGAGCCAUACGUGUAGGCAGUCGCUGCGGAACAGGCCUCCGGUAGACUACAGCCGCUUUGACAGUAUGUCAGACGAAGAUUCCGAUGUCGAAGUAGUAGAAAAGGCGGCUACAAGUUUAGUGAGACGCAGACAGCAGUUACCCAAAGGAGUUUUUCGAGGAUGUGCGGCAUGCAGUGACUGUCAAAAGGUUGUUGCAAGUUGGAAUCCAGAUGGUGCACGGAGACCUGUUCUUGAUGAGGCUCCUGUCUUUCAUCCUACUGAGGAGGAAUUCAAAGACACCCUUAAAUAUAUUGAGAGCAUACGGCCAACAGCAGAACCAUAUGGGAUUUGCCGUAUUGUUCCACCACCUUCGUGGAAGCCGCCGUGCCUUCUUAAAGAGAAGAGUACGUGGGAAAACUCAACAUUCUCUACACGGGUACAAAAGGUUGACAAGCUUCAAAACCGUACAUCAUCCAAAAAGAGCACAAGAGGUGGAAUGAUGAAGAAGCGGAGAAAGCUUUCAGAGCCAGAAGAAAACAGUAAGAGAUUUGGAUUUGAACCUGGACCAGAGCUCACAUUGCAGAAAUUUCAGAAGUAUGCAGAUUACUUCAGCGAGCAGUAUUUCAAGAAAGAUGCAUCUAUGAAUUCACCACCAUCAGUGGAAGAUAUUGAAGGCGAGUAUUGGCGUAUAGUUGAAAGUCCCACAGAAGAGAUAGAGGUGAUCUAUGGCGCUGAUUUGGAGACAGGGUCUUUUGGCAGCGGCUUUCCAAAGUUACCUCCUGAGACAAAAUCAGAUGUUGAGGAUAAGUAUGCACAAUCUGGUUGGAAUCUAAACAACUUGCCUCGACUACAAGGCUCAGUUCUUUCUUUUGAGGGUGGUGACAUUUCUGGUGUUCUGGUGCCUUGGGUGUAUGUUGGCAUGUGUUUCUCAUCAUUCUGCUGGCAUGUCGAAGAUCAUCAUUUAUACUCGCUAAACUACUUGCAUUGGGGUGCCCCAAAGAUGUGGUAUGGAGUUCCAGGAAAGGAUGCUGUGAAUCUGGAGUCUGCAAUGAGGAAGCAUCUACCUGACUUGUUUGAGGAGCAACCUGAUUUGCUUCACAACCUGGUUACUCAAUUUUCACCAUCACUGCUAAAAUCUGAAGGAGUUCAAGCAUAUCGUUGUGUUCAGCGUGAGGGCGAAUUUGUCCUGACAUUCCCGCGAGCGUACCAUGCUGGGUUCAAUUGUGGCUUCAAUUGUGCAGAAGCUGUUAAUGUGGCACCUAUUGAUUGGUUGCCAGUUGGACAGAAUGCUGUAGAGCUUUAUCGUGAACAAUCUCGGAAAAUAACUGUUUCCCAUGAUAAGCUGUUAUUGGGGGCUGCAAGAGAAGCAAUCAGAGCUCAGUGGGAUAUCCUAUUCCUCAAGAGGAAUACUGCUGAUAAUUUGAGAUGGAAAAGUGCAUGUGGACCUGAUAGCACUAUAUGCAAAUCACUUAAGGCACGAAUCGAGACGGAGUUGGCACAAAGGCAAAAUCUAUGUUCCCCAUCUCAAUCUAGGAAAAUGGAUGCCGAGUUUGAUUCCACUGAUAGGGAGUGUGCUUUUUGCUACUAUGAUUUGCAUCUUUCUGCUGCUGGCUGUCCAUGCUGCCCAGAGAAAUAUGCUUGCCUGUUACACGCAAAGCAACUUUGCUCAUGUGACUGGGACAAAAGAUUCUUCCUAUUCCGCUAUGAUGUCAAUGAGCUUAAUAUCUUGGCUGAUGCUUUGGGGGGCAAGUUGAGUGCUGUUCAUAGAUGGGGUGUCUCUGAUCUUGGCUUAAGUUUGAGUUCAUGUGUCAAAAGAGAAAAGGCCCAGGAUUCCAAGAUUGUUCGCAGAUUAACUGAUGGCCCAAGAAGGUCCUACAUGUCACAGGCGUCAACUGUAUCCUUGGUACCUUCCCUUGUUUGCAACGAACAGAAAGAUAAAGGAAAUAAGAUGCCGGGCUUAGCUAGUCCAGAGGCUAACAAUGCCUGCCCUUCUGUAGAGCAGAUGAAAUUGGGAAAUGUUUCACCAUCAAAGCAGCCGUCUGUGAAGGAUGAGGAAUCCUGCCCAACAAACAAUGACACCAACAGAUUGCAAUAUAAUGGAGGAGGGCUUGGAGACCAGAAAAGCUCUGCACCCGUCUUACCAGUUUCUUCCAGCCAAUCAUUUUCUUCGAAUGUUGUGACAAGACCCUUCAAUACUUCAAGUGAAUCCACGAAAAGUGUGCAUGGCUUGGCAGUACUGAAGGCGAGUAGAGAAUCUUCUUUGCAAGCUGGAGAAUAUAGAUCAUCACUUGUUGAUCAUCAUAACAGGUCACCUACUAUGAUUCAUGACGGAGCCAACAUAAAGGCCAGUUUAGAUAGCUCAAACACCUCUCACAGAUUGAUUGCAUCAAACUCCAAUGCAACUCUCUGUCACUCGGACAAGGAUCAUGCACUUAUAACACCAGAGACUAAUGCCACAAUAAUGCUUGAGAAAGGCAACAGCCAGGUCCGUAGUGUGUUGAGUCAGCAGUUUGACCAAAUUGUUUCACGGACACAAAGUGUGUCACAGGAAGCAUCAAGCAGUGUCUUUGUUCCCAUAGACCCUUCUAGUGUUAAAAAUUCACACGGAAGUUUUCCUUCUGCCAGUGCCCAUCAUGGAAAUUUAACUUUCAAUCAGCAACCAAACAAUGGAUGGUUUCAAAGAAAACCUGAAUCUCAAUCUGCUGUAGAGGUUAGAGCCAGGGGGCAUCCAUCUGUCGCAGCACAACAUGCCCAUCCAUCUAUCGCACCACAACAUGCCCAUCCAUCUGUCUCACCACAACAUGCCCAUCCAUCUGUUGCACCACAACAUGCCCAUCCAUCUGCCGUAGCACAACAUGCCCAUCCACCCGCCAUAGCACACCCUGCUCUGGAAAUGCAUAACAGGAAUGGAGGUCCACAGAGGGGUCCUCGCAUAGCAAAUGUCGUGCAUCGAUUCAAAUGCUCUGUUGAACCUCUGGAAAUUGGUACUGUGUUAUCAGGGAGAAUGUGGUCUUCAGGCCAAGCAAUCUUCCCCAAAGGUUCGUUGGCUAAUAGUUUGAUACUUCUUUCAGUUUUGGCCGAUACUGGAGGAUUUCUAUUAUUAUUCUUGAAUAUACUACUGCCUUUACCCAUUAAUGUUAUGGAUUAUCCAUAUUAUUUCUUCGUAUAUGAUUUCUUUCUUAGGCAGUUUCAUCUGUUUUGGUGCUUUUUGUUAACAUGCCAUCUCUUUGUAAAUGCAGGAUUUAGGAGCAGAGUAAAAUACUGGAGCAUCGUGGAUCCAAUUCAAAUGGCAUACUACUUUUCCGAAAUAUUAGACGCUGGGUUGCAAGGACCUCUAUUUAUGGUUACUGUAGAGAACUGCCCAGGUGAAGUUUUCAUUAAUGAGUCGCCUACCAAGUGCUGGAACAUGGUCAGAGAGAGGCUGAACAUGGAAAUACGGAGGCAACUCAGUAUGGGAAGGCCUAACGUUCCUACUCUGCAGCCUCCAGGAUCUAUCGAUGGUCUUGAAAUGUUUGGGCUCUUAUCACCAGAAAUAGUUCGGGCAAUUGAGGCCCGGGAUAGAGAUCACAUCUGUACAGAGUACUGGAGAUACAGGCCUCAUGCUGCCACUGGUAAUCAACAUACCCUACCUCAGAAUCCACCAAGUAUUGUCCUGAGGGGGCUCUUCCAGAGAGCUAGCCCGGAUGAACUGCGAGCCCUACGAAGUUUACUGGCAAGCAAUACCAAUCUGGAUGAUAGGUCCAGGCAGCAGGCCACCCAUAUGCUUGAUGAGGAGAUUGCGAAGCAAUGGCGCUGA